CCCGCCGUACCGAGCCGCCGCGGAGCCGGCGCAGCCCCGCGGAGGGCAGCGGCAGCGCGGGGCUAUGGGGAUGAGAGCGGGGCUGUGAGCGCGGCCGGAGCGCUGCCCCCUCCCCGGUACCACCGCGGCUCCACGGGAGAGACCCCGCGCGGUGUCGCCCGGCCCGGCUCGGCUCGGAUGCGGCCAUGGGCAGCCGCUUCUCCAGAAUCCCCGCGCUGCCCCGCGGAGGGCAGGGCCGGCUGCACCGCGCCCGUCACCACCACCUCAAAGAUUCCAUAGGUGGCUCAUUCCCGGCCUCCUCCCACCGAUGUCACCACAAGCAGAAGCACUGUCUCCCCAUCCCACAGUGUGGAGCUCUGUCCAUCACCCCUCUGCUUUUCCACCCCCACACAAAGGGGUCCCAGAUCGUCAUGGACACAACACAGAAGGCAGUGAAGCGCCAGGCUAGCUUCUGUAAUGCCAUUACCUUCAGCAACAGACCCAUUGUUAUUUAUGAGCAAGUCAGGCUUAAGAUCACCAAAAAGCAGUGUUGCUGGAGCGGGGCUCUUCGACUCGGGUUUACUUCCAAGGAUCCUUCAAGGAUUAACCCCGACACCCUGCCGAAGUACGCGUGCCCUGACUUGGUUUCCCAAAGCGGCUUCUGGGCCAAAGCUCUGCCGGAAGAGUUUGCCAAUGAGGGGAACAUCAUUGCCUUCUGGGUGGACAAGAAGGGACGGGUUUUCUACCGUGUGAAUGACUCUGCUGCAAUGCUCUUCUUCAGCGGAGUGAGGACGGCAGAACCCCUCUGGGCUUUGAUUGAUGUCUACGGGCUCACCCGCGGGGUGCAGCUCCUAGACAGUGAAAUCAUUCCUCCUGACUGCCUGCGGCCCCGCUCCUUCACCGCCAUCCGCCGGCCAUCGCUGCGGCGGGAGACAGAGGACACGCGCCUCUCGGUCAGCCUGUGUGACCUCAACCUGCAGGAGGAGAGCUUCCACGUGACGGCCACCACCUGCCCCAUCCCGCAGAACUCCCUCAAUUCCCAGCACUCCCACCUCCUCCCGUCCCAACUCGAGAGCGACCUCCGCUUCCACCACCUCCGGGGAGCCCACGUCAAAAUCCUUGAUGACCAAACUGUGGCCCGCCUGGAGCACGCCCGGGAGGAGAGGACUUUGGUUUUCACCAGCAGACCCCUUCGGAUCAAUGAGACCAUUUUUGUCAAGAUUAACAAGUCCAACGCUGCGCGCACGGGAACGCUGUCCUACGGGGUGACGUCCUGCGACCCCAGUACCCUUAGGCCCAGCGACCUCCCCUAUAACCCUGAGUCCUUGGUUGACCGAAAGGAGUUCUGGGCCGUGUGCCGAGUCCUGGUGCCCCUCCAGAGCGGAGACAUCCUGGGAUUUAUGGUGAAUUCGGAUGGCGAGCUGCACCUGAGUCACAACGGGGCCAGCACCGGCAUGCAAGUCUGCGUGGACUCUUCGCAGCCCCUCUGGAUGUUCUUUGGUUUACACGGUGCCGUCAUGCAGAUCCGUGUGCUGGGUAGGUCUUACCCCCACCUUUCUCAAAACCUUGCACGCAGAACAGCAAGGUGGGAUCUGUUGUGGGGAAAUUGGGGAAGGAAUGGAAAAGCUGAUGUCUUCCUUCCUACUCUAGGAUCAGGUUCCACCGUACUGGCCGAGCGGCUGGGGCCGUCCACACCGAGCUCACCCACAUCAACGCCCAAUUCCCCCACCGUCCUCUGCAGUGGUGUUUCUGACCCCAUACUGUCUACGUGUGGCUCUGGCCCACUCUGCAGCUCCAUCAGUGGCACAGCUCCCAACUCUCCCGUCAGCUUGCCUGAGUCGCCCAUCUCCCCAUCCGUCCCAGGGCCCUGGGGAGAUGAAUGUACCAUCUGCUAUGAGAACAUGGUAGACACAGUCAUUUACUCCUGUGGACACAUGUGUCUCUGCUAUUCAUGUGGGCUGAAGCUCAAGAAGAUGGCCAACGCUUGCUGUCCCAUUUGCAGACGGGCCAUCAAAGAUAUCAUCAAGACAUACCGCAGCACUUAGAGCAACAGCAGCUGCUGUGAUGGGACUAGGAAGGUGGAGAGGUGGCUGUGAAAUAUCACAGAUCUUGGUCUCGAUUCAUCACCUGGGGAUUUGAAAACCAUCACCCACCACCACUCCUGAUCCCCCUCUUCCAUGGACAAGAGAUGAGACCAGCUUAGAUGCUACUCUUCUACUCUCCUGGGACUGAACUCCAGUGCAUCAGGGAAAUCACCAUGGACUGCUCCCCCCUAUGGAUUUUAAACUUUCUCUCUCAAAGAAAAAAAAACAACAGCUGGAGCAACCAUCCCUUUUCUACAUCACGCACAGAGGAGGGGAGUCUCCAGUGUUUAGCACGGACAACAAGAGAUAAAAGGUUCAGUGCUGCACCUCUCCUUCUGGAGCCAUCCUGCAUGCAAAGGACACCUUGGCAGAAGGGGAGAAACAAGCAGUGUGUUUCGAUUUACCACUAGCCUGACCAUAGGAAGCCCCUUAAAAAGUAUGGUGUGAGGCAAGCAUGGACCCAGCAGGGGAGAUGCAGGGAGUACAUCUGCAGUGGAAAUGCAGGAGCAACUGGGACUUUUAAAGAAAACCCUCUGUGUGUCCACCACGGCAGCACCUCCAGGGGACCAGCACCAUGGCUGCCCUGCUGCCUCCUUGCAGUUCCUCAUCAGAGCUGUUCAUGAUGGGUUUGGCAGCGAACACUGGACUCUCUCCCUCCCAGCAGCGUCCAGACACCUCCUGGCACCAUCCUGUUGCAUGACAAGCAUCUCUCUCACACCCUGCCACCACCGAGUUGCUGUGGCUUGUCCUGAAUGGUCUUCACGCAGCACAAAGAAUCCAGCAGCAUCUCUGCCUCCAUGGCCUGCAGGAGGGGAAGAUGCACCUCCCUCGCCUUUCCUCCCCUUGUCAUCCAGACAGCACUUCUGAGGGAGAAUAGAAAAAUGAAGAAAAAAACCAACCCAAAAAUACAAAAAAACAAAAACAACAACAACAACAAAAAAAAACCAACCCCACUGGGGAAGAAUGUAUAAACCCACACGUCUGCGGGUCUCAUUUACUGGUAACUUUAUCACUGUGCUUUAAGACAAAAACAGCCAGGUGGUACUUAUAGCCCUUUACAGCCAGCCCGCCGGCAGGACAUGGCUGUCCUUAUGUGUUAGAGGGGGGAAGAAGAAAAUAAUUAUAGCUUGAGGGGUUUGGUUUAUUUAAAUAACCCCCUUGCCCUCGCUGGGAACCCCACUGUUCCUAUAGUGGGUGCCAUGAUGACCGUGGUACUGUCACAGCUACUGGCCUGGCCCAGGGCUGCAGGGCCUUGCUCUGCUACAGCAGGUGCUCCCCAGCUGUCCUCUGGCCCCAUCCUGGUGCCUCUGGGAGGAAGAAGCAGCACUAGGCUCUGAGGGGUGGUCAAGGGCUGGGGUAUGAUUGCAGCCUUCACCCCGCCUCGUUGCCACCAGGCCAGGGAAUGCCAUGGAGCUGCACUCUUCCUGCUAAGCCUUUUGCUAUCAUGGCUACCAGAAAUGUGGUGGGUGAAGGUUCUGGAAAACUUGGCCUCACCCUGACCCCUCAAGGAAAUCAAAGGAGAUGCUAAGAGCUGGAGAGUGCUUUCUAAAGCCUUUCUCUAAAGGCACCGCCAUCACUGCAGCCUCCUGCAGGAGCCUGCAGUCACCCCCAGCCUGCCUGGCGGGCACUCCGUAACUUGAACACUGAUUUUCUGGUUACAGGGAUUUACGCCAUUUCUUUGUACGCCUCUCACGUCCACCCCUAACCCAGGGGCCCUGCUUGGACAGGGGUGGGAGGAAGCGUUCACGGCCUCCAUGCCAGGAGCACGGCCAGCACAGAGGGCACAGAGCCAGUCUCCAGGACCAGCCGAGGUGGGGAAUCUGUGUCAGUGCUUAAACACACCCCAAAAUUUCAGAGAGGAGGAACCCAAGAGGUAGGAAUGUGUCCGUGAAUCAGUGGAUGUGGGGAAAUGUGCAAUAAGCAGCCUCCCAGGCCUUCACCACGCCAGUGGGACCGGUUCCCUCCCGCAUAGGGCGAGCCAAUGGGUACAUUCUAUUUUUCAAGAAACUCCAUCCAUGGGUACCAGUGCAGUGGUGUGAAUUCCCUUUUCACCUUUUGAAUUCAGAGUGUUUUAAUAUAUUAACUGUGUUUGUUUUACUGUGGACCAAAGUCUAGAAGUUAGCAGAAACCGAAAGCUCCCCCAGCAUCCGAGCUCAAAAUUUGGGGUUCAGUCCCGCUCCCAGCAUCAGCUGGCUCCAGUUGUGAGCAGGGAGGAGAGCAAGGCUCUCUGCAGGGAGGAAAAAACAACAACAGCAAAACCAGUAACAACAGUCCUAACCUUUUGUUUUGUUUGAAUUGUGUAGGCUCCCACGUACCUCUGUGUUCUUGUGUCAUUUGCAUUUCAUUGCUUUACUUUAAGAUGUUUUGUGUUCUGUUUGAAGAGAAGAAUAACUCAUUGUGAAAAAUUGGAUAACUGUGAUUGUGAAUAAAGCUGAUUUAGGUAUCCUGCA
Molecule: messenger RNA, 4513 nt
Organism: Gallus gallus (chicken)
Lineage: Eukaryota; Metazoa; Chordata; Aves; Galliformes; Phasianidae
Gene: NEURL1
Product: neuralized E3 ubiquitin protein ligase 1
Exons: 6
Coding region: 186-2024 (612 amino acids)
Biological process (GO): negative regulation of Notch signaling pathway; nervous system development
Cellular component (GO): postsynaptic density; plasma membrane
Molecular function (GO): ubiquitin protein ligase activity
Source: RefSeq, a predicted model, not a curated record